UGUCAUAAUAGUUAAACAACGAAAAGCGACGUAUUUAAGUUGUAACUCUCCAAUUUCCUCAACAAAGCUGAAUUAAAGUCCUUCUCCGGCCGUCCGGGAAAGAAUUUGUUUUUCUUAUUUUCGAAAUCGUCGUUAAUUCGCACUAGGCGUUACCUUAUUAUUUUUAUAUUUCGAUAUUGAUUGGGAUAUAAAUAUUGGCUGUGAGCCAGCAUAUAGCAAGGAUGAACUUGGACAGAUCAAAUCAAUACCUGUAGUAAGGAAGUUGUCGAUUUUGGAUAGAUAUGUAAAUAUUAUAGCUAAGUGAUUAUAGAAACUUCCAAACAAGGAACACGUCAUAUGAUAUUUCACGUUUAGGUCAUUCCCUACCCGCCACUAUGGGAGUAUCCCCUGGUCGACCAAUAAACCCCUACACGGGACAGGUGGGCGGAUAUUCGAACCCAGGGCCUGGGGUUGGAUACCCGGGUCACGUGCCCUUCCGGAUGGUCCCCGGGACAGUCGACACAGGAAACGCGGAGAGAACCUGUCCGCACUGUCGCCAAUCCGCCAUUACGAGGGGAAAAGCACCGACAAGGCCAUACUGCACGUCGGUGGGAACCUGUUACAAUGGGUGUAAGCCCAACCAACAACCGACGUACCAAAACAGUGCUAUAUAUGCAAACGGUUAUCAAAACUACCAGAUACAUUCAAACAGCUACACUUAUCAGCAACCCGGUAACGCUGGUAUCAACAAUAGCGGGUUUUCCAUGUCGGGAGCAACAGGAUACUUGAAGCCACAACCGCCUUCUGUUCCUUACUCUGUCCCUUCGCCUCCAACGUACGUUGGCCCACCAGAGAGCUACGAUGACCCGCCGCCUCCCUACCCAGGUCCACCGGAACUGGAAACAAAAACAUCAGGAUUAUACGAUAACUAGAUCACGGCUUGUUAUGUUAGACUAAGUCGUGGGGAUUAAUCUUUAAUGUGACACAAUAGUGAUAUAUUUUACAGUGUAAUAACUUGAUUGUUAAUAAUCGUGAUUGGCCAUUGUUGGCAUUGAUUUCAAAUGCAAAUUAUUCACUUUGCAACGCAGUUCAGUGUUUAUUCUUUAUACAAAAUCUAUAUGUGUAAGACAUUCCUAUCUUUCUUGUCCUAGCUAUUUAUCUGCAACAAAUGUGCCAUGUCACGUAAUAAUCCCGUUUUUUAUCUUUAGCUUGAAAGAAGUGAACGAAUGGUGUAUGUGAGAUGUCCGGAUCGUGAUUGUUGAAAUAUAUUAUUUAUUUCGUAUAUUAAUACAUAUUAUGCUGCGUUUAAUUAGAUUUUACAGAAAUCUAAAGAUAAAUAAAUAUUUAUCUUAAACCUUAA
This is a messenger RNA of Mya arenaria, 1339 nucleotides long. RefSeq names its product homeobox protein Hox-A3-like. The coding region runs from base 375 to 911 and encodes 178 amino acids. NCBI's taxonomy places the organism in Eukaryota, Metazoa, Mollusca, Bivalvia, Myida, Myidae. The transcript is spliced from 2 exons. The record is from RefSeq and is a predicted model, not a curated record.